AUGAAAGGAUUUAAUAGGGAUCCGCUGAUAGCUCACGUUUCAAAACGCCAAGGCGGCACACCCGGACCCGCUGCAUAUAACAUUGAAAGUCGUUUAGAUACAACAACAAUCAAAUUAAAAGGUCGUCCUUCAGAUAAAGUUCUUUAUGACGAUACACGUAUGUUAAAACUCCCAUCAACUAUCGGCAAUGUUCCGAAGAUAACACUCGGAGCACGCACACAGCUUUUAACAAACAAAUUCCAAACCCCAGGUCCAUCAUAUAUUCCGCCUUCUUUCGGAGCAGGAAGCAGGCAUCAUUCAUUCGGCACUUUCAAUGGUAUGAAAACAAAAUCACAAACAUCCCUCGAUCACGCAAUAACUCCAGGCCCAGGUCCUGCUGCUUAUUCUCUCAGAGAUCAUUCAUUCGAUGCUACAGGAGCGAAAGGAAUUAAGAUGAAAGGUACACACGACUUCAAGUACGCCGAGUCAGUAUCUCCAGGUCCUGGCGCUUACGCUCCAAGAUUUGAAUCUGUACUUGCUUCAGCUCCAAAGCCAAUCUUCCAUAUUAGACCUAAGUCUAAGGAUCCAGAACCAGGUGUUGGCUAUAAGGAAUUGGGUUCAACACUCAGUGGACCUCAAUACACUAUGAAACGUCGCGCUGAUGAUGAUAUUAACUUAAUCUAA
This is a messenger RNA of Trichomonas vaginalis G3, 663 nucleotides long. RefSeq names its product sperm-tail PG-rich repeat-containing protein. Lineage: Eukaryota; Parabasalia; Trichomonadida; Trichomonadidae. Bases 1 to 663 code for a protein of 220 amino acids. The transcript has a single exon. The record is from RefSeq and is a predicted model, not a curated record.